GGAAGUCCCUCUCCAUCGGUUUGAGGCAUAUAGAGUCCUUCCAGGCUUGGGUCUGUCACUGUGUGAUAUUGUGGUGCUUGCUGUGCUGUGUGUCGGAAACCCUAUCUGAGUGUGGAGCGCGGGUGUGUGUCGGUCGCUGUAAGGAGGGGUUUGAGUUUAGAGUGACCGUGGUAAAGGGAGUUCGACGAUGUCUGGGCGUGGCAAAGGAGGGAAGGGGCUUGGGAAGGGUGGCGCGAAGCGUCAUCGGAAAGUGUUGCGUGAUAACAUCCAGGGUAUCACGAAGCCUGCGAUCCGGCGUCUGGCUCGUCGUGGAGGAGUGAAGCGUAUCAGUGGGCUGAUUUACGAGGAGACUCGCGGCGUGCUGAAGAUAUUUUUGGAGAAUGUGAUCAGGGACGCGGUGACGUACACGGAGCACGCUCGGCGGAAGACGGUGACGGCGAUGGAUGUGGUGUAUGCGUUGAAGAGGCAGGGGCGGACGCUUUACGGGUUCGGAGGGUAGAGCGGAAGGGCGGGCCGGGGGUGGCUCAAAAUCGACGGUGUUCUUGAACACCACCUCUUUGUGGAAUGAGGGAUCUCCGGUUGGGUUCUGGUGUGUGUGUGUGUGGGGGGGGGUGUUGCGUGGUUGUUUUUGGGAUGAACAGUGGGUAUGGGAGCGUGGUGUGCAUGGUGCGUUGUCCGUUUUGAUGUUGUGUUUUUGCAAUGUGUGAGAGAGGGUGGUAGUGUAGGGGGCACCUCGUGGCAGUGAUGAGACAUAUUGUCCGUACCAUUUGAGGCGAAAGCUAUGCUGAAUGGCAAGAUCUGAAGCUUCGAGGUGUAGGGUUGUAGCGAUGUGAUGGUGAAGGCGUGGAUGCGUUCGGCAGGAGUUUGGAGCGAGAGCGUGUUGCGUGUUUAGGCGUGUUGUGUGGGAAGAUGUGGAGGCAUGGUGAGUGAUAGUUUGUGUGACAUGUUUGUGAUGGAGUAAAUAUCGUACGUUGUUUUCCCCGCAGCAAUGGAUGACAGGUAGAGAGUAGAGGAUAGGGGGUAAAUUGCAUGCAAUUGGUAACUUGAUAAGAGAAAGAUGAUAGCGAUGGAACGGAAUGGGAGUUUGCAGCUGCAGGGCAGCGUCCGAAAUUGGUGCGAGACGAGAGCGUGCGAUAACUGUGAUCCGGCAUGUGAUAUCACGCGAAGAGAAACUUGGCAGGGCGUGGUAACACAUUCGGAGGGUAGGGUCGGUAGACGGGAGUAGUACCGUGACGCGGCUUAGAUGUGUGUCGGCGGCGGCGGAUUGGGAAGUCGUCCGCAUCCGUUGUAGUCUAGAUGGUUGGGAUACUCGGCUCUCACCCGAGCGACCCGGGUUCGAGUCCCGGCAACGGAAGCUCCCGAGUGAUAAAAUGGACUACACAUGGUUUUUUCCUCUUUUUCAGGUCAGCACUUUGACGUCGUCGCAGUCGUCCCUGCCGAGAAUCGAAGCCAGGGAGUGUCCCCCUAUGAUGGAUAAAACAAGUCCAAUUCACUCGCAGAUGGAGAGUUUAUUUAAUCUAGUGAUUUAAUUUAAGUUGUAAUUGUUGAUGUACAUGCGAAAUUAGAUUUUCUCUAGUAUCAUUUGGAUAUUAACUAGUGGUAACACGUGGUACAGUUGUUGGAUAUUUUGAACAAUAUUUCUGGUGGACACUGUAUGGUCGUGCAUUCAACCAAGUGCAAAUUUGCCAUACAGGUAGACCAUGACACUAGUGCGAUAAGAGUGUUCGAGUGCAGGAGUAUUUCAAACAGAGCAAGUUCAAACACAAUGUAAUACGGUGAUGUUACGAUACUGGUGAUUUUCUGCUGGUAAGUCCUAUUGGCUCUUUGCAUCGACUUUUACGACUCUUACGACUGUUUGAAUGGAAUAUAGCUGCUUGGUAGGAUUGCAGUUCAAUGAUAGUGAGAAUUGGGGAUCAUACUUAAACUUUAAUCAAAGUGAUCUGCAUACAGUCCCGACAACUUGGUUGUUGAUUACUUGUUUGACAUUUCAAAGUGCCCACCUAACCAUGCGAGAUAGUUUGCUAUCGUAUGGCUUACUUACCUCUUUUAUGUGUUUGAUGGACACAUUGCCCUUUAUAAAUAUGGGAUGCACAGUAAAUUGGUUUGUCCGUUUUGGUUUGUUAGAUUUUCUAAGUUACUAGAAUGCAUUGACUUGGCCUAAUUAGUGUAGAAUGCAAUGAUUUGGCCUAAUUAGGCUUUGGAAUGACCUACAUAACAUAGGUUAUUUCCGGCCACUCGCCAUGUUGAGGGACUCUGGACCUGGCUACAGAUGACAUCAAAGACGUUAGCUUAUUGCCAGCUCUUGGACCUUCAAACAUAUCAGUCUCAUAUUAUUGUUGGGAGAGCUUAAUGGCUUGCCCCUCACAGAACCAGCCUGUGCAAUUUAAACAUUGGAUCUGGAGUAGCCGUGCUGCGGACGCUGCUGCCAUUGAGCAAAGCGAAGAGCGAGAUCGCGGCAGAGCAAUUCCGAAAUGACGGCGAUAAGUUCUCGACUAGGUCUCGCCACAUUGUGUUGCGAUUCAUAACACCAAACUCCCUUCAUAUCAGUUUUCUGCAGUCGGUUUCAGAUUCAUAGUUCUUAGGACUAUUAGUCAGCCAACACUGUAGGUUACACACCAAGUAGAAACAUGGCCAAUUCACUCCCCCGAACUUGAGAUUUGGUAUCCCAAAUUGCACCAGAGUAGGGCACUGCUCUCCAGUAUGGGAGUAGUGCUCGAACAACCAAUCUACACCUCAUACACUUAGUGAUCUAAAACAGAUAAGAGCCCCUUUAUCCAAUAUGGCUCCAAAGGUAGCACCAUUGGUCAGAUACUUGUGCACUUGAAAACCUGAAGCCUUCCGGCAAAGGACAAUGCAGUACAGUCAAAGUGCAAUCUUCUCUACCGAA
Messenger RNA from Physcomitrium patens, 2887 nucleotides. Its product is annotated as histone H4. NCBI's taxonomy places the organism in Eukaryota, Viridiplantae, Streptophyta, Bryopsida, Funariales, Funariaceae. The record is from RefSeq and is a predicted model, not a curated record. Gene Ontology annotation, molecular function: protein heterodimerization activity; structural constituent of chromatin; DNA binding. Gene Ontology annotation, cellular component: nucleosome.